AUGGCUUCCAAGACCGGCGCGGCUAAGGUACCCGUGGCUCUGCCCAAAAGCAACGACAGUGCUUCGAGUCCCGCGGCCACCUCUGCCUCUGGCUCGUUGAUCGGGCAGGACAGCGCACUAUACAAUGCCAUUGGCGCAAGAGUUACAGUCACGACAUCUGCAAUCCCUCGAAUCGAAGGCACCAUCUAUACGGCUGACCCAAUGACCUCUCUCCUCAUCCUCGAGACCUCAUCCUCUCCGAAUACCGCCAUCACACCACAGUCCCUUACCGCUCCGCCUGGCAACUACCGCUUAAUACCCAUCUCCCAGAUCACAUCCUUCACCAUCCUCUCUUCUGGCCCAGCCAAUACAAGCUCAUCACAGAUACCAACCCCCGCCCCGCAGAUCGACACUGCAGCCGCAACCGCCCGUCUCAACACCGCCAUUGCCAAUGCCCAGGCCGCCCUCUCCCGUCAAGGACCCAGAGGCACCUCUCGACGCGAUCAAGCACUAUUCGAUGCGCUAGCUCGUACGCAUCCUGCGAGAUGGGAAGGAAACAGCAUGGUCAUCAGUGACAGCUUCCUGAUCGAGAAACCUUACUCGAGCGCGACGACAACGACAUAUACUGGUGGAGCCGGUGGUCAACAGGGUGGACAUGCGAAUGGGAACACAUUCAAGGGCGAUCUCACGCGGUUUCGAAACAUCGUCGAUAUGGAAUUGAAAAAGGCGGAGUUCAGGCUUCAGCAAGCAGAUUUGGAUGCACGAGUCGUGAGUGGUGGUGGCGGUGCUGGGGAAGGCGAGAGGAAGGGUGGCUAG
Messenger RNA from Cyphellophora attinorum, 795 nucleotides. RefSeq lists its product as uncharacterized. The record is from RefSeq and is a predicted model, not a curated record. Bases 1 to 795 code for a protein of 264 amino acids. The transcript is spliced from 2 exons. Lineage: Eukaryota; Fungi; Ascomycota; Eurotiomycetes; Chaetothyriales; Cyphellophoraceae.